AUGCCUUUAAAUGUAAUAACUCCAUCCGAACCGAAGGAUCCUUCAAUGAUUUUUAAAUAUAAAACAAAAGAAGAAUAUUCAGGAGAAUUAGAAGGAAUUUUAAUUUUAUGCUUUUUAGGAAUUUUUGUAGGAAUAAUUUUUAAGGUAAUUGAAAUAAUUUUUGUGAUUAUUUUUGUAAUCCUUUCUGUAUAUUUAACUGCGAAAAAUGGAGAAAUAAAUGUUUUAUCAUCAUUGCCACUAAUUUUAAUGAUUCUAAUGACAUCAGGAAUAACAUGGAUUCAGCAAAAAGCUUUUUAUAAAAGACAUGAAAAAAAAUUUGAGACGUAA
Molecule: messenger RNA, 327 nt
Organism: Plasmodium gallinaceum
Lineage: Eukaryota; Apicomplexa; Aconoidasida; Haemosporida; Plasmodiidae
Product: conserved Plasmodium protein, unknown function
Exons: 4
Coding region: 1-327 (108 amino acids)
Source: RefSeq, a predicted model, not a curated record